GAUUACAUAUAUCUGUAGACGUGAAGUUUUGCAGGAAGUGCCAAGGUAAAUUAUCAACAAAAGAGAUUUGACAGACCAUGCCGUACAGAAGUUUUACAUCGUAGUUUAUAUCUAACGUAUAUUGACAAGGGAAUAUUUAGAUUUAACACUGCAGUUUCACUCUCUGACACUUGUAGCCUAAUUCAUGGACGAAAAAGGGGGAGUAGGUGUGAAGACCAAAUGAUGAUCGAUAGAACAGAUUAUGCUAUAGAUUUGAUGACAAAGUGUUAGAAUUCAGUAUUGGUGGAUUAUCUGUAAACAUGUGAAGUCAACUUUUUAAAGAUAUGGAGUCUGAAAAGGUUCCUCAUCCACAUCUGGUCCUAGACACAGGACAAGUUCAACAGAAUGGUCAUAUAAUACAGAAGUUGGAAUCAAGAUCUAGACUACUAAAUGGAAAUACAGACAGAAAUGGAAAUGACAAUCACUCUCAUAUUGUUAACUUGGAAGGUACUGUGUCACCAAACAGUCUUCGUCCAGAUACACCCACGUCUGCAACAAGGAAAUCGGCAUGGGAAAGAGCAAGGGACAAAUAUAAAGCUCAAGAAUUAGAAUGCAGCAAAAAGAAAACAAAAGUAAAACCUUUUGUUGAUCCUGAUGAGAAAGUAGAACAGAAGAAAUUUCUAAACUUAAGUGGUGUUAAAGAAGUAUUUUCAUCUAGUCAUUUCCAAAAUAAGGAUCUUGAACGAUUAUACCAAAGGUAUUUUUUCAAACUUAAUCAGUUGAACCUGUGUAUUUCUUUGGGAUUCAUAUGUGUUGUUAGUAUAAUACUGCUAGUGACUUACUAUAUUUAUGGAGCUAUUAUGCCGGCAAGAGCCAUUAAUUUUGGCAUUUUGUUUUUUUUGUGUAUAUUUUUAGAGUUUUUAUGUAAUCGAUCAUCUUUUGACCAACAACAAAUGUUGAUAACCUUGUUCAUUAUUAUUUUGUUUUUCUGUGCAUCAUGUGUUCUUGUUUCUCUCGACAACUCACCUAAAUCAGGAUCUGAUGGAGUCUGGAUGAACAUUAUAUUUAUAUACAUGAUCUACACACUGUUACCUAUUAGAAUGAGAUUUGCAUGCCUGACUGGAAUCACAUUGUCCAUUAUUAGUGUGUCGUGUACUGUCAGUUUUACAGCAGACAAAGGAUACAGAGUUAAACAGGGGAUUGCAAAUGCAUUGAUAUUUACAGCUACAAAUUUGGUAGGGAUAUUUACACAUUGGCCAACAGAGUACAAUCAGAGACAAGCUUUCCUGGAAACAAGAAGAUGUAUAGAGGCUCGUCUGACAACACAGAGAGAAAAUCAAGAACAAGAAAGAUUGCUACUUUCUGUAUUGCCACGACAUGUUGCCAUGGAGAUGAAAGCAGACAUUGCUGGUGCUCCAAAGGAUACUAUGUUCCAUAAAAUCUACAUUCAGAGACAUGACAAAGUCAGUAUUGUGUUUGCUGAUAUUUGUGGCUUCACAGCUUUGUCCUCCCAAUGCACUGCUCAGGAACUUGUACAGCUUCUCAAUGAAUUAUUUGCUCGUUUUGACCGACUUGCUGCAGACAACCAUUGCCUUAGAAUCAAGAUUUUAGGAGACUGUUAUUAUUGUGUGAGUGGACUUCCAGACAUCAGAGCAGAUCAUGCUCAGUGUUGUGUUGAGAUGGGGCUUGACAUGAUAGAAGCUAUUUCACUUGUGAGAAAUGUAACGGGAGCAGAUGUUAAUAUGAGAGUUGGAAUCCAUUCUGGAAGAGUCCAUUGUGGAGUUUUGGGUCUAAGGAAAUGGCAGUUUGAUGUCUGGUCCAAUGAUGUGACAUUAGCCAAUAUAAUGGAAGCAGGAGGACUCCCAGGGCGUGUCCAUAUCACUGAGGAGACGAUGAAACUUCUGAAAAAUGACUAUGAAGUGGAGGAAGGCAAUGGUGGUGAUAGACAUCCAUAUCUUAAAGAACAUAAUAUAUCUACUUAUCUUAUUGUACAGGAGGAAAAUCGUACCAGUAAGGAAAGACCACCUUCACCAAAGUCUGCUUUUCGUAAGAAACAUUCCAUUGGCAUGUUUAAUGGUAGUGCUAAAGAUAAAAAGUUUCACAGUGAUCCAAAUGCAGCUAUUCAUCAAAAACUUGGUAUUGGUGAUGACCAGAAUACUAAAGAUCCCAAUGAUGAAGUAAAUGACUAUCUACGUCGUGCUAUAGAUGCCAGGAGUAUAGAUAAACUCCGCUCAGAUCAUGUCAAAUUCUUCUUUCUAACAUUCCUAAAGACAGAUUUAGAGGAAAAGUAUUGUAAAGUUCGAGACACAAUGUUUACAUCACAUAUUGGUUCCACACUGAUCACUUUACUAUUUGUUUGCACCAUACAUUUAGUUAUUUUACCACAGUCUGUUGUAAUGUUUGUAAUAUUUCCAAUCGCCUGUCUAGCCAUACUUGGUUUAUUUUUUCUAAUGUUAUCAGAACCAUUUUUGUGGACACCAAGAAGAAUCAAGGCUAUAGCCAGAACAAUAGCUGUGAAUCAUUGGUAUAAUCAAAUUGUAGCUGUGAUAGUCAUCAUAUUUCUGUAUUCUAGUGCCUUAUUUCCUAUGGUGUCUGUACAUCAGUAUGAUUUAAAAGAAUGUCUUUCCACACAUUUUGGUAUUCCUGUAUCAUCAGUCAACCUAACACAUCUAGACCAGGCCAAUAUCAGUCUUGGCAUCGAGUAUUCAAUAUGUAAUCCUCUAGAUAAAACUUCACAUUUUCCAGAGUAUCUAUCAUUUUGUAUGUUGUUAGUGAUGAUAGCAUUAGGAGUGUUCAUACAAGCCAGCAGUGUCCUGAAGUUAUUGGUGUGGACUGUGAUGGCAUUCUUCCACUUGUUACUGGUGGAAGUAUUUUUUGUUGAUCUCCUAAACAACAGAGAUUUUCUUAUUAGUGCUAACAGAGGAAUUAUUAGCUGUGAUACGUGUAUGUUGUCUAUUUCUAGUAUAAACACGUGGGAUACGUUGACAGUGAUACCUCUGAAAUGGGAAAUCAUUUUGUUUUUGAUUUUCUUUGUGGUUUUGCUAUUUGUACACAGUCAACAGGUUGAAGCAACUGCAAGAUUAGAUUUCUUAUGGAAAAUUCAGGCUACAGAAGAGAAAGAACAAAUGGAAAGUUUACGAGCAUACAAUCUCAAACUGAUAGCAAAUAUAUUACCUCUACAUGUGGCUGAGAAUUUCCUUAAAAAUCAACACAAGAAAGAUGAGGAUCUGUAUCAUUUAGAUAUAGAUAACACAGGUAUUAUGUUUGCAUCUAUUGCCAACUUUAAUGAUUUCUACAUUGAGUUAGAAGGCAACAAUGAAGGAGUGGAAUGUCUGAGGCUGUUAAAUGAAAUAAUAGCUGAUUUUGAUGAGAUCAUCAGUGAGGAGAGAUUUAAAUGUUUAGAAAAGAUCAAAACAAUAGGAUCAAGUUACAUGACAGCUUCAGGUUUAACUAAGGAAACAAACUAUGCUGACAUGAGACAUAUUGUAGCCCUGGCAGAGUUUGCCUUCUCACUCAGAGAACAACUCCAGUAUGUCAAUGAACAUUCAUUCAAUAACUUCAAGUUAAGGAUAGGCAUGAACAUAGGACCUAUAGUGGCAGGUGUAAUUGGUGCUAGGAAACCUCACUAUGAUAUUUGGGGAAACAGUGUUAAUGUGGCAAGUCGUAUGGAUAGUACUGGUGUUCAGGAUCGUAUACAGGUCACCCAGGAAAUACACAAUAUUUUACAUAAGAAAGGGUAUGUUCUUGAGUGUCGAGGAAUUGUUAGGGUCAAAGGAAAGGGUGACAUGACGACCUAUUUUCUUACAGACAGGCCACCAGUAGCUUACAGUAAAGCAUGAAACAUUCCACAUAAUUACAAUCAGUGAUGUGCAAAACAGUAUGAAGAUAUAUGUUGUCAUGGAAACAGUUUCUUUGUAUGAUUGCAUAAUCUUCUAUAUUAAAGUUUGGAGAGAAAACUUGUGAAUGGUAGAUCUUGGCUCUAUACUGCCACUAAUUGUACUAUAAUGCCACUAAUUGUACUAUACUGCCACUAAUUGUACUAUACUGCCACUAAUUGUACUAUACUGUCACUAAUUGUACAACAGGUUUUGAAAAUUUCAUCUAUAAGGAAUUGUGAUCUUCAAUUUUGUUUCAAAUAAGGAUUUAAAAAAAAGAAUUACAAACAAUAUGCAAGACAACUACUAAAACACCCUUUUAAAUGUUUUUAAUAAAACUGUUUUUUUUUAUCAGAAGAAAAUUAUAAAAGUAAAACUGGUUUUUUUUAUCAGAAGAAAAUUAUAAAAGUAAAAUGAUUUUUUGUGAAGAAUAUUUGAUUUUAUUGAUGUUAAUUUUUUACCAAAACAAAUUUUAACCAGGUCAGGGACACCACAGUUGUAUCUGUGCCUUAUUUUAACUUGUCACCACGAAAUAGGACACAGACUGUCAGUGGUAAAUGUCUUGUGUCAAAUCUUCAAUGACUGGUAAUAUGCCAGGUUAAUCUAAAGGGUCUUUAUUUUUAUGCAGACUUUAGUUAUUCAUAAUGUUCAGUUCUAUGAAGACAAGCUAUCAUUUGAUUUUAAAAUUUUAGAUUUGUCAUUUCAUAGUUAUGGGACCUAAAUUAAAGGAAAUUUGAUAAAGAAAAAACAUGUCUUAUGAUAAAUAACACGGUUGGUGUUUUUUUUUUAAAUUUACGAAAACUUUUCCUUUUUUUGGUCAAUCUUUAAGUCAAGCUACUUUUUAAAAUUCACAAGGGAGUUAUGGAAUGUGAAGAACAACAUUUGGAGCACAUCUUUAGAAAUACAUUUUUCAUAGGUGAUUUAAGGGAUAAUGCAAAUUGUCAUUCCAAGGUAAUAGGGAUAAAUUUGUUAAAAAUGAAUUAUUUGUAAUGUCUUAAACAAAGUCCAUUAUUUAUUUCAUAAAAUCUGAAGGCAAAUCAGCAGCAGAAUGAAUGAGCAUGAAAAUCAAUAAUCUGAAGUAACUGCAUAUAAACUAUAUAACAUAAGUAACCAACAACAGUGGCUAUGGCUUGCUAGGAAUAGCUGUAAUUUGGCACAAAUACAUUUAUACAUCGGUCCCAGCUAUAACUUAAUAUGUUUGGUAAUACAUAUCACAUUUUUUAGUCCUCUGAUAUUAUGUAUGGUUCUAUUUAAGUAUUAUGUAAGUGCAAUUAUAUAAUUUAUUUUCCUGCCAAAAUGUUUAUAUUUUAUUUUCAUGUUAAAUUUCUAUUUUGGCUCAUCAUAUUUGCUAAUUUAUGUUGAAGAUCUAGUCACUUUUGUCAUGUUAUUGUUAUAAGUUUAGCAUAGUAUUAAGAUAAUUUGUUAUUAUGGUAUUUCCUCUAAUAUAACUGCAAAACUUUUGUGAUAUUACUUAUAUAUGUAUCUUAUGGGUAGUAGUAAUCUUUCAUUUAUAAUAGUAGAGGACAAUUUUGGGAAAACACUGACAUUUAGCAAAAAUAAAACUAGCAAUGCCCAUUUCAAGAGAAAAAUUAUUGCAUUAUUUUUUGACACAAAAGGUAAUUAAUUUAGUCUAAUAUCAAGAAUUCACAAUGUAAAAAUGUUUUUUAUUUGCUAUUGAGCAUUCCUGGCCUUGAAGGCAUAAAACUUUGCUCAGUGCUCGGAGCACAAAAAUCAUUGCUCGAAACAUGAAAUUCAGCAAUUUGAUUGGUUGAUUCUCGAGUCUGAUUACAAAAAUCGUGCUCGAAAGUUUUAUGACCCUGAUGCCAGAUGAAGGUAAAUUUGAUAACAUAUGGUACAUUUGGUCAAUGAUCAUUUUUGUUUUUUGUAUUAUACAUUGGUGCAGUAUAAAACUUUUGUUGUGGUGCUCUCAUUUCAGUUCAAUUCAUAAGUCAGUGUAUCAAUUAUAACAACAAUGCAUCGAUAUCAUUCCCUUUCUGUGGUGAUCUCAUUUUAUUUUUCCCAUAUACGUAAUGAACACUACAAUAUAGUAUUGUUUUGUUUCAUAAAUCCUGUAAAUGUAAGAUACAUUUAUAUAUACACUAUCACAUUGUUUUUUCUUGAUGAAUGUCAUGGUUGUGUUUUGUAUUGUAUCAGUGUCAUUGUCAAUAACAUGAAAUCCUUAAAUUGUUAUCAAUGUGAUUGCUCAGAUAAUUUAUUAAUUGUUUAAUUUAUGACAAGAUUUUUGUUGGACACAUUUUUGUGUUUAAUAAAUUUGAAAUCCAGUAAGAAUAUAUAUAAUAACUAUUGCGAAUCUGUUAAGAACAAGAUUGACAGUCUUACAGUAUAAAAUGAAGUUGUAUAUCUUGUUUGUAAAUUGAUUGCCAGAUCGUUCCUUAAUGUCCAACAAUGUGGCAACUGUUUUGUUAAUGUUCAGGACUAGAACUUAAGAUACAUUAAUCAGUAAGGCAGAUGCAAACAAGUGGCUGUAACAGGGGAAAGACAUAUUUUUGACAACAACUAGAAAUUGAUGACAUGCAUGGAAGGGUUUGAAAGUUUGCAUUGCAACUUGUGACCUACAUAAUCCUAUUUACUGCAAGGGUUCUUGCUGAUGGCAAUGAACAAUAUCCAGGUAAAAUCAUAGUUAAUAGCCUCAUUUUGACUUGAUGUUUUUAAAAGUUUGAAUAUUAUCAAUUAUUUCAGACUUUACCAUUUUGAAGACAUUGAAAUGUAUUGAUAUGAAAUCCAUUUACAUCAGAAAUCACACAAUUUACACAAGAGUCCCUAUGUCUGACCCUCAAUUUCAAGAAAAUUACAUUUAUGAUGUUAAAUAUUUUUCCUUUGACAUUUACAUAACUUUGAAAUGUAUACAAUUUGAAAUCAGCUCUCCUACAUUGGUCCUAGUGGUAUGGUUAUUUUGAGCUGUUCUUAUCUUUUAUAGGCUGUUGGAUAUUUUAUGGUAUAUAAUCAGCAAAACCUUUUUCUGAAAUUGCUGACGAAAUAAAUUAUAAAUCAAAUGGAAUGAUGAUUACUGCAGAUAAUUAGAAUAACCCUAUUUUCUUUAAUUUAAUAUUUGUCAGUAGACAAUAACUGUUCAUUAUUACUUUUGGAAAUUAAAGAUAUGUCUGUUUUCUUGCUUGUGAUUUCCAAAGUGAAACGAUUAGAUUUUUUUUAAAUGUCUUUAAAUUUUGUAUUUAGGCUUUUAAUCAUCAUCAACAUAACCUCUAUAGCUCAAUGAAAUUAAAAGCUCAAUGAAUCAAUGGCAUAAAUCAUAAAAUCAUAAAGAAGGAACUCUAUUAUAAUUCCAAUAUGUUAUACAGUCAUAGACCAAGUUUCAUACUAAUUCUAGUCAAGUGUUUUAUGCCUGAAGAUAUUUUUUAUGUUUUACUAAAUCAUGACAUAAGACAAUUAAAAUCAUUUAUGAUAUUAUUAUUUAAGGUCUAUAACAAAAUCUAGUCAAUUAUACAAACUAUUUGUUGAUUUGUAAUAUUCUACUGUUUUGUAAUAUUUAAUUUUAACUGACUUUGCCUUCAUUGACAUGUAUUUAUUUGACUAGGUAGAAAGCUUUAAAGAAACAGUAUAUCUCUUUUGUAGAAUGGAACUGGUUUGUAAAGAAUACAUGUAUUUAAACUUUAACUUCUUGCUUUAAUGCUAAAGAUUUAUCAUCUUGCUUUAAUGUUAGUGUAAUAACAAAAGGUAAAUUAAACAUUCCAUUUGAAGCGGUUAAGUACAUGGUAUUUUAAACUUAUAAAAUGUUUAUAUUUUAAGUGGGAAUACAAACUAGAAAACAUUUCAAGUUUGGAUUAAAACAGUGAAUGUUUUAAUCAGUGAAUGAACCCUUUUAUUUUUUAUUGAUGUUGAUAUUUCAUUGUUAUCUGAAUAAAUGUUAUAUUUCUUAUAAUACA
This is a messenger RNA of Mytilus trossulus (common blue mussel), 7756 nucleotides long. Its product is annotated as adenylate cyclase type 5-like. The coding region runs from base 324 to 3818 and encodes 1164 amino acids. Gene Ontology annotation, cellular component: plasma membrane. NCBI's taxonomy places the organism in Eukaryota, Metazoa, Mollusca, Bivalvia, Mytilida, Mytilidae. The record is from RefSeq and is a predicted model, not a curated record. Gene Ontology annotation, molecular function: adenylate cyclase activity. Gene Ontology annotation, biological process: intracellular signal transduction; cAMP biosynthetic process; adenylate cyclase-activating G protein-coupled receptor signaling pathway. The transcript is spliced from 21 exons.